Molecule: messenger RNA, 1353 nt
Organism: Emys orbicularis (European pond turtle)
Lineage: Eukaryota; Metazoa; Chordata; Testudines; Emydidae
Gene: ATP6AP1
Product: ATPase H+ transporting accessory protein 1
Exons: 10
Coding region: 1-1353 (450 amino acids)
Source: RefSeq, a predicted model, not a curated record
AUGGCGGCGGCGCAGCUGGUGCUCGCGGGGCUGGUGCUGGGGGCGGCGCGCGCCGAGCGGGUCCCGCUGCUGGGCUGGUCUGGCCACAGCUCCCUCUGGCCCCCCCUGGCCGACAGCUACGAGGGACACGUGGUCGGCGCGGCCCAGCUGAGCGCGCUCCUCGCCCCCGCGCUGGAGCGGGGCCCUCGCAACGUCCUGCUCUUCCUGCAGGAGCGGCUCAGCCUGGAGGAUUUCACAGCGUUUGGGGGGGUCUUCGGCAACAAGCCCGACAGCGCUUUCCCCAGCCUGGAGAGCGCCCUGGCGGGGGCCCCCUCAACCCUCGUGCUCCCAGCCGUGCAGGGGGCGGCGGCCGCCGGCGUCUUGGGGCUGCUGAAAGAGAAGCUGGGGCUGAGCCCCCUGCAUGUGGAGCCGGGCACCCUGAGGGAGCUUCGCCUCAACGCCAGCCUGCCCGCCCUGCUGCUGGUGCGGCUGCCCUACACCGCUGGCUCCAGCCUCAUGGCCCCCAAGGAGGUGCUGAUGAGCAACGAUGAGAUCAUUGGGCAGGUGCUCAGCGCCUUGAAGGAGGAGGACGUGCCCUACACGGCGCUGCUGACGGCCGGAGCCCCCUCACGGGUUCUCCGGGACGUCUCUGGGGUGGCCCCCGGGGGAGUGGGCCGCCAGCUGCUGCAGAAGCCGACCCCAGCACCAGCACAGCACCCCCCGGUGCGGUACCCCCUGACCGGUGAGCCCCGGAUCCUCUUCUGGGCCCAGAACUUCUCUGUGGUCCAGGGCAGCAAGUGGGUCGACCUGACGUCCCAGACGUUCGGGGCUGAGGCCUCCGUUGAUGUGAGCGGCUCAUCCUGGAGCUCCAAUGACUCCCGGCUGGUGCUGAAGUAUGCGAAUGUUCUUGGGUCCCCUCUGACUGCCACGUUCCACAUGACCAGCCGGCGGUUUCCUGUCUCGGGCCGGGACUGGUUCCAGCUGAGCCGCCUGGAGCUGGCGACGCCCUUGGCCAGGCCCACUGUCUUCAACGCCUCGCAGGUGACGGCCCCCAGCAACUAUUCCUGGCACUGCGCCCACCUCAGCAGCCUGCCGGGCUUCGGGGCCGGGCUUCGGGGCCACGGCCCCAGCCCCAGCUGGGGGGUGCUGCUCCAGGAUGUGCAGCUGCAGGGGUUCAACGUGAUGGGCCUGCAGUUCUCCUACGCCAGCGACUGCGCCGGGUUCUUCGCGCCGGGCACGUGGAUGGGGCUGCUCACGGCCCUGCUGCUCGGCGCCAUCUUCGCCUGCGGCCUCCACAUGCUGCUAGGCCUCAAGACCAUGGACCGCUUCGACGACCCCAAGGGGGCCACCAUCGCCGUGCCCCAGGGCGAGUAG